AUGGCAGAAGCACUCGGCGUCGCGUCCAGCGUUAUCGCUGUGGUUGAGUUGUCUGUCAAGGUGCUUUCCUUGUGUUUGCAAUACUCUCGAGAGGUAAAGAACGCCAAGGAUGAUAUCGAAAGGCUCCGCAAAGAAGUUGCUAGCUUUAAGGCCACUGCCGAUGAACUCAAGGCUCUCCUCGAGGGGCCUCAUGGGAAGGCGUUGAAAACAUCUCAACAAUUAGUAUCUGUGAUAGAAAAUGGCCACUCCACCCUGGGAAAGCUUAAACAACGGCUCCAACCUUCGACUGGUCGAAAGGCAAUGAGUCGGUUUGGUAUGCGUGCCCUCAAAUGGCCAUUCGAAAGAAAAGACGUUGAGGGGACCAUUCAAAACCUUGAGCAUUGCAGAACAAAUGUUUCUUUGGCGUUGAAUAUUGAUCAGACCGUAAUCCUCCAGAACGUCGAUGACCGAAUGACCCUUAACCAACUGCCGAUCGCACACGGUGCCUCUUUCGACUCUAAGGUGGAAGAACACAACCCGACAUGCUUGCCCAACACACAUCAGGAACUUCUCGACGAUAUCGACCAUUGGAUUGACGAUCCCAACUCAGAAACAGUAUACUGGCUUAACGGUAUGGCGGGGACUGGGAAGUCGACCAUCGCACGGACUGUUGCACAUUCGCGAUCGAAGCGAGGCGAUCUAGGCGCUAGCUUCUUCUUUAAGAGAGGAGAAAUGGAUAGAGGCAACCUGAAUAAAGUGAUGUCGACUCUAGCCCACCAACUGGCCUUGAGCAUACCAGGAGUUGCAUUCUUUAUUAAAAAGGCACUUGAUAAUAACCCAGCGGUUGUGGGAAAGUCUGCGAAAGAGCAGUUUGAAAAGCUCAUCCAAGAACCGCUAUGUGAGGCAGCGGCAAUAGCAACAACUCCAUCAUCGAUUGUGAUGGUGAUUGAUGCGUUGGACGAGUGCGAUCAAGAGACUGACAUCAGGUUGCUGAUCAACAUCUUCUCGAAAGUUCAAACUAUCCAGCCUCACCUCCGGAUAUUCUUGACGAGCAGGCCCGAGCUACCAAUUCGACUUGGGUUCAGUGAGGUUCGAGGUUUCUACCAAGGCGUCGUUUUACACGACAUCCCAGCGCAAAUCGUCGAGCACGAUAUAAUUGUCUUUUUGAAUAACGAGUUCAAGAAGAUCCGCCAUGAUUUCAACAUGACUGUGGGCGAUGAACGGAAGCUGCCGUCAGAUUGGCCAGGACGUCCGACAGUGCAGAGUCUUGCAAAGAUGGCGGUACCCCUGUUUAUCUUUGCAGCGACCGUUUGUCGUUUUAUUGGCGACCGCCGACGUAGCCCUCAAAGGCGAUUGCAAACGGUGUUGGGUCAUGGGGAGAGAAGUCACGGGUCCCAACUCGACCAAACCUACGCGCCGAUACUGCGCUCACAGAUCACAUCGCUCCCGAAAGAGGAGAGAGAGGAGAUCAUCAGAGACUUCAGAGUGAUCGUUGGUAGCAUCGUUACCCUUGCGAGCCCCCUAUCAGUAAUUGCACUAUCGUGCUUGAUUGACGUCCCCCUAGAAGCCAUGGAUGAAAGAUUAGAUGCACUUCAUUCGGUCUUGAGCAUCCCGCUUGAACGUACAAUACCUGUGCGGUUGCUCCAUUUGUCGUUUCGAGAUUAUCUCAUCGCAGAAGAAAGCGAGUUCCAGCGAAACACUGCUUGCGCAUUAUGUGUGACGCUCUGCGGAAGAACAUAUGCGGCCUGUCUUUCCCAGAUGGAGCAUAACCCUAACCUUGACGAUGACAACGAAGUCUAUGAUUUCUUAUCGACACAUUUCCUACACUGGGUGGAAGCGAUGAGUUUACUUGGGCGAGUCAAGGAAUGUCUCGAGUCACUCAGGUCACUAGCAAGGCGGCUGGAGAUUUAUUCUUGUCUGAUUUUCGCACCAAGCAAGAGUAUCAUAAGAAGGACAUUCGAACAAGCUAUUCCAAGAUGGAUAAGCAAUUUGCCGAAGGUUGAAGAAACCUGGGACGCAUGCCUAUUGACUCUAGAAGGCCAUAGCAAAUCGGUCAGGUCUGUGGUGUUCUCGCAUGACUCAAAAAAGGUAGCAUCGGGCUCUAAUGAUAAGACGAUACGGAUCUGGGAUGCAGAGACGGGCCAGUGCGAGCGACUGCUGAAGGGCCAUAGCGGCGAUAUCAGCUCGGUGGUGUUCUCGCAUGACUUAAAAAACGUGGCAAUAACCUCUUAUGAGGAGAGCAUAUGGAUCUGGAAUGCAGAGAUGGGCAAGUGCAAGCGAGUGCUGAAGGGCCAUAGCGACGAUAUCAGCUCGGUAGUAUUCUUAUAUGACUCAAAAAAGGUAGCAUCGGGCUCUUAUGAUGAGACGAUACGGAUCUGGGAUGCAGAGACGGGCAUAUGCGAGCGAGUGUUAAAGGGUUAUAACAGCUGGGUUAGGUCAGUGGUGUUUUCGUAUAACUCAAAAAAAGUGGCAUCAGUCUCUAAUGACGAGAUGAUAUGGAUUUGGGAUGCAGAGACAGGCAAGUGCAAGCAAGUGUUAAAGGGCCAUAAUAGCCGGGUUAGGUCAGUGGUGUUCUCGCAUAACUCGAAAAAGGUGGCAUCGGCCUCUAAUGAUGAGACGGUACGGAUCUGGAAUGUAGAGACAGCUUCUAGUGACGGGAUAAUACGGAUCUGGGAUGCAGAGAUGGGCGAGUGUGAGCGAGUGCUGGAGGACCAUGGCGAAUGGAUCAGCUCGGUAGUAUUCUCAUAUGACUCGAAAAAGAUAGCAUCGGCCUCUUAUGAUGAGACGGUACGGAUCUGGGAUGCAGAGACGGGCGAGUGUGAGCGAGUGCUGGAGGGCCAUAGCGACGAUAUCGGCUCGGUAGUGUUCUCACAUGACUCAAAAAAGGUGGCAUCGGGCUCUGAUGACGAGACGAUACGGAUCUGGAACGCUGAGACGGGUUUAUAG
Molecule: messenger RNA, 2925 nt
Organism: Fusarium venenatum
Lineage: Eukaryota; Fungi; Ascomycota; Sordariomycetes; Hypocreales; Nectriaceae
Source: RefSeq, a predicted model, not a curated record